Messenger RNA from Cuscuta campestris, 741 nucleotides. The record is from the annotation of a GenBank genome assembly. NCBI's taxonomy places the organism in Eukaryota, Viridiplantae, Streptophyta, Magnoliopsida, Solanales, Convolvulaceae.
AAUCCAUAGUGUUAGUCAAUUACGUGUGUACCUACGUAUGGAGUUAAAUCUAGACGCACAACAACAGUGGGCUCAGUGCUUCUUGAUAAUGCACAGAUCAGGAAGUGUUAGCAGAGUGUGGGAUGAUUACGUCAAGUACGAUUCCAAAAAUUCUCCACCAACAAGAGAAACCGACAAGGACGACGUAGGCACCGAGUUUGUUACCUCGUACCCCCACGACGACUCGCCGCUCUCCUCCGCGACGUCCAAGCGAGAGAAAGGCGGCCGCUCAAAGCUCGCCGAGAAUGCCGUCCAUUUUAUCCCCUUGGUGUUGUUCCUUUGCGCUUUCAUUCUAUGGUUUUUAUCAAAUCCUGAUAUAGAGGUUCCGAUGAGCGGGGAGGCGGUGGCGGCGAGAAUAGAAGGAUUGACGAUAGAGGGGGACGUGGACAGCAGUAGUGAUGGCACUCAAACUGCAGGGAAUCUGCCUCUGCAAAAGACUACUGAUGAUGAUAUUGGCUUGACGACGACUAGAAAUCACAAUAAUGAUCAUAAUUAAUUAAUGCUACCUUCCUCGGUUUUUUUUAUUCCAUAUUAAUUUUUAUUGUCAAAAUUGAUAAAUUUUUACAGUUAAUUAGAUUCAUUUUAUUAAAAAAUUUCAAAAUAUUUUUUAAUCUAAUUAAUAUAUCACUACUCAGUACUCCCUCCGUUCUAUAAAAGUGCUCCUAUUUUGACUUUGUGUAAAAAUAAGGAAGUGUUAAAUUG